AUGGAUAUGGAAACUCGCAAAAUCGACAAGCCACGGACAUUACAAAUGCAUCCGAAAUCCUCAUCAAAUUCAUCCGAUAUUCCGAUAGCAAAUUUUGCGUUUGGAAAAGAACUGAAGGACCUAGAUAUGCUGAAAUUGGAAUCAAUACCAGUUGCUUAUUUCCAAUUUGAAAUUAAAGAUGAAAAGAUAUUGAUUCUAAUUGAUCUUAAUGAAAAAAUGAAAGAGGAUGUGCAUGGAAACACGAUGGUAAUUGGAAAAUUUUCCUGGGAUGAACUCGGUCCGUUCGCAUUUGAGUUGCUGAAGAUUGCUGCAGUUAAUCCACUGUUUGUUUAUCUUAAAAUAUCUAGAAAAAAGAAAUAAUUGCAUUUUUCAGACAAUUCAAACUGGCUGGCAUUAAGAUGUUGUGGAGUUUCUCAAAAACUAAUCGAUUUCAAAUAGAUGUAGUUUUUGAUAAAGAAAACUUGCAAAGCUCUUUGGACAACGAGAAAAUCGACGAAUUAUGUAAAUAUGAAGUUGCGAAGGCUAUCAACAACUUCUUCGCUCAUUUAAGAAUUUGGAAUAACUCUGAAAUAAUAUCACUUUGGCCAACUAAUCCCCGAUAUAACUCAAAUGAUGGAUCAGAUUUCAAAGCAUUUUUCAAUGCUCUUGAAAACUCAACUAAUAAUUGGCAACUAAAUCAUACUAAUGAUAUAAGAAAUGAUUUAUUGAAUACUGAACUAAUGGAUUAUCAGAAGAAAACGGUGAAUUGGUUGAUUUCAAGAGAGUCGGAAAAUGAACAACUCGAUUUUUUCAAUCUAUUUCAAAGUCUUCCAAUCUGUCAAAGUGCAAUAUUCUAUUACCCAACAUUUGGUAUAUUUUCGAAGAAACACGACUUGAUUUCUAGUCUUCAAUGUUCAAUUUCAAAAGGUGGUAUUCUGGCAGAUGAAAUGGGACUCGGAAAAACACUCGAAAUGUUGGCAUUAAUUGUGUCAAAUAGCAAAGAUUGUAAGCAAAAUCUGAAAACGAAGAACGAUGAAAAGGAAAAUGAUGAGAAGAAGUUAGAUUGGAAUGAAUAUGUGAGUUCAAUUGUAAUCAAUUAAUAUAUUUCUAAUUAAAUUAUACAUUUUCAGAAGGCGAAAAAGACCAAAAAAGUUCAUCAGUUCCCAGCAGUUUAUACACCAGAAUCUGGAGAAAACCCGAAGAAUUUGCGAAAAUGUGAGAAGUGUCUGGAAAAUUGUGUUGUGAAGAAAUGUGGAUGGAACGAUUUUGAAAAUAUCGAAUUUUUGUGUCCGCAAUGUAUGGCUGGAGAGAAUCCAUUGGAAGUUAAGACAACUUUGAUUGUUAUGCCAGAAGCAUUGAGUAUGCAAUGGUACAAUGAAAUUUUGAAACAUUGUAAUGUGAAUUUGAAAAUCAUGGUGAGAAAAUCAUGCAAAUUUUUUUUUCAAAUAUAUUAUUUUCAGUUCUAUUUCGGCCUCAAGAAAACUGGUUACCUCCAUCCGCAGGAAAUCGCCAAAUACGAUCUUAUUCUUGUCACAUAUGAGACUUUGAUUGGAGAAAUUGGAUUUGCUAAUUUUAGAAAUGUGGAUUCUGUUAGACUGAAAAGAGCACAUAAAUAUUCACCAAGUUCGAUGAAUCAUGUGAAAUGGUGGAGGGUAAGAUAAAUUCUGAAAUUAAAAUUGUGAAGUUCAAAAAUUGCAGAUAAUCGCUGAUGAAUCACAAUUAGUUGAAACCGCAAAUACAAAACCGGCUCAAAUGUGUCAAAUAAUCGAUGCCAAAUACAGAUGGGCCAUGACGGGCACUCCGAUUGUCAAAGAUAUUUUCGGUAUUGGCGGACUUUUCCAUUUUAUCAAUUUUUGGCCUUUCAAUUGUGAGCAGUUUUGGAGCAAUUUUGUGGUUCCUGGUAAGGUUUUAAAGAUUAUUUAUACAAAUUUCUUCAAAAAAUCCUAUCCUGUUCUAGAUUUCCUUGAAAAAUCCGGCAAAAAUUUGGCAAAUGAGAGUUGGUUGAUAAAAUUGGGAUCGCAAGUAAUAAGAAGAAAUUCGAAAGCAAUGGUCCAGGCUCAAAUAGAAAUUCCGGAAUUAGUGGAAAUCGAGAAAGUUGUGCGAUUUUCGACGAUUGAAGAGCGACAAUAUAAAAAUGAUCGAGAUGAAUUGAGAAAGACAAUUGAAAAUCAAGUUAGAUGGUUGAGCGAUGAUGUUUUGUUGAGAAAAAUUGAUGGAAGAGAACGAAUUAUGCAAUCAUUGGGUGUUUUGAAAGAAACACUCAUUUCGUGUAAGUACUUUGGAAACUGUAACUUCAGAUUCUGAUUUUGGAAUGACUGAAUCAACAUUUUUUGUAUUUUCAGGCGGUGAACACAUCGAUGUUUUGAAGCGAAGAAAUACAAAUACAGCCAUUGUUUCCGACCCAAAACACAUUGUAUUUCGCCUGAUAUGCUCUAAGAAACAGGAAAUUUCGAAUAUUCUCAAACAAAUUGUUCGACAUCUCACAUAUGAUGCGCAAGUUUUUUGGUACCAAAAUGAUUUUGGAGGAGCGGAACGAAAUUUUGAAGAAUUUAUCAAAAUUAUGGAAUUUAUAAAGAAUGUUAAUCGAGUUUUUGAUAAAUUGGCCAAUAUUGAUUUCGAGGAGAAACAAGAGGAGAAUGGUGAGAUUUUGUUAGAAGAGCAUGAUUUGUAUUUUAGUUUUGAUCUCAUAGUUUUUUUCCUAGAGAACUUUGAUUCUAGCUAAACAAAGUUCUAUAAACCACGCUGAAAUCAUAGAUUUUCUAACAAUUUUAUAAUUUUUAGAAUCAGAGAAAGAUGAAGAACCAGAACCAGAACCACCGAAAAAAGUUCGAAAAAUCGGUAGUAAAAAUGGCGGAGUCAAAAAAGAAGCGCAAGAUCGCAAAAAUGCUGAAAUUGAGGCGAAAAAAGAAGUGGUCGAAUUGAGAAACAAGGCAUUGAAACCAAUGAGAAUUGAAACGAACCAGAUUGUUCAUGUUUUGAUACGACUCCAAACAUUGGAAAAAAAUUCAGGAAAUGCUAGAAGAAUUAUUGAAGAAUUUGGUGGAAUUUCGAAAAUUGAGGAGGAAUUGAGUUUGUCGAUUUUUCAAGAAGUUGAGGAUAAUUUAUCGAAAUAUGGAAGAUUGAAAUCGGAUUUUGGCGAAACAAUUAAUGAAUUGGAAAGUUCGAAAGAAAUGUGUGGGAAAAUAAUGGAGAAUUUGGUGCAGGUGUAUGAAUAUUUGAAAACCGAGAAGAACAUUGCAAAUCAAAUGAAAACAAAUGCACGUUUUAAUUCGCCAAUAUUCGAUUAUUUGUCAUUUUGGCCAGUUUUUAAAAAUCCGCAUGAACAAUUCAAUUUUCAAUGCGAUACAGUGGUGUGAGUAUUUCAUAAAAAAAAAUGAAAAGUUCGGGUUAUUUAGGGGUUUUACAUAAGACUGGAAAUGAAUGUACUUAUUAAUGUUCAGGUUAUCUCGUGGAACGACUCAAAGUCAUUACCGAUAUUUCAAUCAUAAUCCUGAAUCUUGUAUGGUAUUCAGUAAAAUUAUGGAUUUCCAUCAGUUAUUGAAAGACGAUAAAUUGGCAACGGAUUUCGAAGUUUAUCAAAACAUUUCGAAUUAUUUGAAAAAUGUUGAAAAUAUGACGAUGGAAUUAGCCGAGGAUUAUCGAAUUUUGCUUGAAAAGUUUGAAAGUUAUAAAACAUUUGAAUCAAUUGAUAAUAUGAUAAAAUGUGUUCAUUCGGUAAGGUCUACAACAAUGUGCUAUGAAGAAAAUCGCCGAAAAAUCGAGAAAAGUCGAUUGCAAUGCGAGAUUUGUCGAGUUUCGCAUAGUUUGGCACAUUUUCGAUUUAUGAUUGGAUGUGGAAGUUUUCACGGUGUGCCGAUAAAGGAGAAAGUUGGAAAAUUAGCGAUUGUGAAAUUAAUCGAGCAGAUUUUGAGAAAAGAAGACAAAGUGGAUGGGAAAAAUUUUUGGUGAGAUUUUUUUGUGAAAAUCUUCGAAUUUUUUUUUUGAAAUUUUUUCAGGAAUUUUCAAGAGUAUUUUUCUGCACUUCAAGAUAUCGCAAAUACCAUCGAAGUCGAACGCGACAAUUUCAUCAAACAUCAACAGGAAUUGAGAGAAUUGGUGGCUUGGGCGAGAAAGAGGGUAACAUUACAAGGUAUGAGAGAUCGGUCAGGAAAAGUGUAUAAUGCGGAGAACGGAGCUAGAUGGCAAAAAAUGGAUGAGGAUAAUAUUAAAGUUGGUUUUUUCUUUAUUUGGGAAAAUGUUUUGGCCUCUUCAAAUCUGGUUUUUUUUCAGACUACACAUAAUGGUUGUAUUCGAACUGUUCAAGUAAUGGUUCCAAAAUUAAAGGAAAAAUGCAACGAAUUCGGAUAUUUGAUCAAUCUUUGCGAACAACAAUACGAUUCCAAUAGGUGAAUUCCAUUAAUUAGUAGAUUUAUGAAUUGAUAAGCUUUUUCAGCCAAAAUGACGAAAGUUUGAGGUGUUGUCCAAUUUGCUGGCGGGAUUUCGACAUUAUUGCGAUUUUACCAUGUGGUCAUCGAAUUUGCGAGGAUUGUUUUCGAUAUAUGAAAAAUGAGAGGAGAUUGUUGAGUUUAUCAAGUAAUUCUGGUACGAAAAAUAGUUUUCAGGCGAAACACAGGGAUCAUAUCUUGCGUGAAAUGUCGAAGAGAUUGUAAAUUGGUUGAAAUCAUGAUUGCUCGACAACCAAUUAAUAUAAAUGAUGAAAAUAAUGCGAUUAAGGGAACUGUUAUUCCGGUCAAAUUGAAUGAAACAAUCAAAUUGAUUCGUGGAAUUUUGGAGGAGAAUCAGCAUAAUAAAAUCAUUGUUUUCACAAAUUUCGAAGCCGAUCGACCAAUUUGGACAUUUAUCAGUGAUAUUUUCAACAAAGCCAAGGUUUGUUCAGAAAAAUUGAAGACAUUUUUAUUUUAUAAAAAAAUUUCAGUUGCCAUUCAUUGAAGUAAAUCGAAGUGAUUAUGGAAAAAAUAUGGAUAAAUUCGAAAAUGUUGAAAAUUGUCGUGUUUUGUUAUGCAGCUUAUCGAGAUGUUCGAAUGGACUCAAUUUGACACACGCAAAUCACAUCAUCUUCCUUGAUCCAAUUCAUAUUUCAUCUGUUAUUCAACAAGCAAUUGGAAGAAUUGCCAGAAUUGGCCAGAAACAACAAAUGAAAGUCUAUCACAUUCUUGUUGAAUCCACUAUUGAUGAAGAGAUCCGAAAAAUUGCGAAAAAUGGCGAGGCUGUUAAUGGAAAAUUGAAAGAAGGUGGGAUUUUUGGCAGUUAGAAUCGAGCCAGUUCAGAUUAAGCUGUGUGUUGAGACGAGAUUUUUCAUAGGAAUCGGAAAAGAUAAUUAGACCAGGUUCUAUUUUUUAACCCGAAAAUGACUUUUCAACAAAACAGUGAUCCAAUUGAGAUUUUCUCUCAAAAAACCAGAAAUUAUUAUUGUAAAUAUGAUCUCCCUCUUCCCAUUCAGACCACCGAUUUUUUCUCGAAAAUCUUAUCCGAAAAUAUUUCAGAACCAGAUCUGACAGUCGGACAACUUCGCCAAAUAUUCGCCAUCCCAAAUGUAAUUGAUUUAUAG
Messenger RNA from Caenorhabditis angaria, 5527 nucleotides. Lineage: Eukaryota; Metazoa; Nematoda; Chromadorea; Rhabditida; Rhabditidae. The record is from the annotation of a GenBank genome assembly.